UUCACAGCGUUCAGUUCGUAACGAGAAGUCGCUUCGCGCGGUUUGGCGGCACAACCAAACACAAACAAAAACAAUUCUCACACACGCAUCCAUAUGCUCAUUUACACGCACGCAGACACACACACACACACACACUAGCGCACUAAUCGCAACACGCAAAAGCAAGCGCUAAAUGUAACUGUUGUUCAAAACAAAAAUAAAAACGAGGCCUACGAAGGCUAUAUAAAUAUCAGACAAAAAAGAAAAAAAAAACCGAAUUAAUAUAUUAAUAGAAAAACGUACUUCACGACAACAAACAGCAACAAAUCGCAGCAAAAGGCAAUUAAGGUGCUACAGCAAUAAAAAUGCCGACAACGUGAAGAGCGCGAAGCUUAACUGGCAAAGCCGCAGUGUGGACAGUUGGAACAUCAUUGCAGAUUAUUCAUAAGCCGCCGCUGGUGUCAAUAAAUCAAUAGCAAACUAAAGGCAACUGAUAAAAGUUAGAAGCAGCAGCAGCGGCAGCGGCAACGACUGCGACUGCGGCAGCAGCAGCGUCAGCUUGUUAGCGAUAUGUUGGCCACGCCCAGCGGCGGCACAGCGCCCACAAGUGACAACAAACUGAACAAUGGUUAUCUGCAGUCGAAUGCGCUCGAUGAGCUAAAUGCGACGGUCGUAUCGCCGCUGCUGGGUCAACAGCCGCAGCAGCAGCAACUGCAACAGCAGCAGCAACAGUUGCCACAGCAGCAGCAACAGCAACAGCAGCAGCAACAUAAGCUGCCAACUGUUGUGUUUCUCAGUCCGGAUGGGAGUGGACGCAAUGCAACUGUUGCUGCCUCAACGGCCGUGGCCAGCGAUUGGUUGCUGUUAAAGGAGACACAGCAACGGCGGCGUCUCUUUGUUCUUGCCAUCGCAUUCACGGUUCUGGGCGCCGCAAUCGGUGCUCUGGCCAUCUACUUUGCCAGCUUGCAUCAGCAGUGUCAGUUCUAUCCGCGCAACGAGCUAACGGAUGCCGAUGACUACAAGACGAGCUCAGAUGGAGUUGGCCAUGGGGCAGGACGAGGAGGAGGAGGACUGACAGGAGGAGAUGGCGGUCAGGAAAACAUCUGCAUGACGCAGGAAUGCGUGCGAACAGCGGCCUCUUUACUAUCGGCCAUGGACUUGACGGCCGAUCCGUGUGAGGACUUCUUUCAGUUUGCCUGCGGCACUUGGAAUAAAGUGCAUCCCAUUCCCGAGGAUCGCAGCUCGAUCAGCACGUUUGAGGUGCUCUCCGACCAGCAACAGUUGGUGCUGCGAGGCGUUCUCGAUGAACCGAUCGAUGAUCGUGACAACGAGGCAACGAUCAAGGCAAAGACCUUCUUCAAGAGCUGCAUGGACAUACCCCAAAUACGCAAAAUAGGCGUCGGUCGGCUGGAGCAAGUGCUGCGAGCCUUGGGCGGCUGGCCGGUGAUCGAGACGGAUUGGCAGCCGCCGUCGGAUCUGAGCGUGGAGCAGCUGAUGGGCGUGCUGCGACUGAACUACAGCGAAGCGGUGCUGAUCGAGCUGUAUGUGGGAGCGGAUGACAAGAACAGUUCGGUGAACAUACUGCAAAUGGAUCAGCUGCAAUAUGCGUUGCCAUCGCGAGAUUAUUACCUGAAGGCGAGCAGCUACAACGAUCGGCAGGCGUAUCACAAGUAUAUGACACAGAUUGCGCUGCUGUUGGGCGCCAAUCCGGCGACCGCAGCAGCUGAACUUCAGGAGGUGGUGCUCUUCGAGACGCAGCUGGUGAAUGUGUCGCUGGCGGAGGCGGAUCGUCACGAUACGAGCGUCAUCUAUCGCAAGAUGUCGUUGCGUGAGGUGCAAACACUUGUGCCGCAGCUCAACUGGACGACGUAUCUGCAGACGGCGCUGGGCGAUGAUAUCAAACUGGAGGAGGACGAACCGUUGGUCACGUAUGGAUUGCAGUAUUUGCAAGAGAUGGGACACAUACUGAAGCGGACGGAUCGUCGGGUUAUACACAACUAUAUGCUGUGGCGUUUGGUCAUGUCGCUGGUCACGCAUAUGAUUGAUGAUUUUCAGCGGGAGCGAGUCGAGUUUCGCAAAAUCCUGAUGGGCAUUCAAUCGGAGCGCACUCGUUGGUCGCAGUGCGUCGAAUGGACGAACAAAAAGUUGGGCGUCGCUGUCGGUGCGUUGUUCAUACGGGAUAAUUUCAAUCAGGAUAGCAAAGAGGUUGCCCUCGAGAUGAUUCACAACAUACGCGCUGCGUUCAAUGAGCUGCUCGCCGAGAAUCAUUGGAUGGACGAUGAGACACGGGCGGUGGCCAAAGAGAAGGCUGAUUCGAUGAACGAACGCAUCGGCUACCCCGAGAUACUCACCAAUGUCACCGAACUGGAGCAGGAGUAUGUCAAUCUUACGAUUGUCUCCGACAAUUUUAUCGACAAUGUGCUAAGCAUUCUGCACUGGGAGUCGGAGAAGCUGUUGCAUCUGCUGCGCCAGCCGGUGGACAAGGAGAAGUGGACCACUGAGCCAGCGGUGGUCAAUGCCUUCUACAAUCCCAACAAAAAUGAUAUAGUCUUUCCCGCUGGCAUAUUGCAACCGUUGUUCUACAGUCAGCACUUUCCCAAGUCGCUCAACUAUGGCGGUAUUGGCGUGGUGAUCGGACACGAGAUCACGCAUGGCUUCGACGACAAGGGGCGACAGUUCGAUAAGGAGGGCAACAUGAUGCAGUGGUGGAACAAUGCGACCAUCGAGGCGUUCCGUGAGCGCACUCAAUGUGUGAUCGAUCAGUAUUCGCGCUACAAGAUCAACGAGGUGGACAUGUUCAUGGACGGGCGGAUGACGCAGGGCGAGAAUAUUGCGGACAACGGUGGCCUAAAGCAGGCAUUCCGAGCAUACAAGAAGUGGGAGAAGCUGCAUGGGAGGGAGCAACUGUUGCCGGCGCUGAAUAUGACGCACGAUCAGCUCUUCUUUCUCAACUAUGCGCAAAUUUGGUGCGGUUCGAUGCGACCGCAGGAUGCGUUAACCAAGAUCCGAUCGUCGGUGCAUUCGCCCGGCUUUGUCCGAGUCCUGGGUCCGCUCUCGAAUUCGCGCGAUUUCGCACGCGCUUACAACUGCGAAAUCGGCAGCACCAUGAAUCCGGCGAACAAAUGCAGCGUCUGGUAGAGUCUGGAUCACACACGAGCAGCAUAUCGUCAAAUGCUUUUGUAUAAGUUUAUUUUUAUAUAUAUAUAUAUAUAAUAUAUAUAUCAUAUAUGUACCUACUACUACUAC
Messenger RNA from Drosophila albomicans, 3225 nucleotides. It is a transcript of the gene Nep1, whose product is annotated as neprilysin-1. The transcript has 9 exons. Gene Ontology annotation, biological process: protein processing. Gene Ontology annotation, molecular function: metalloendopeptidase activity. The coding region runs from base 550 to 3117 and encodes 855 amino acids. Lineage: Eukaryota; Metazoa; Arthropoda; Insecta; Diptera; Drosophilidae. Gene Ontology annotation, cellular component: plasma membrane. The record is from RefSeq and is a predicted model, not a curated record.